Molecule: messenger RNA, 2248 nt
Organism: Quercus robur (English oak)
Lineage: Eukaryota; Viridiplantae; Streptophyta; Magnoliopsida; Fagales; Fagaceae
Exons: 1
Coding region: 110-2005 (631 amino acids)
Biological process (GO): cell surface receptor signaling pathway
Molecular function (GO): protein binding
Source: RefSeq, a predicted model, not a curated record
CGCACGAACAACCUGGUUUCUUUAUCUGGCAGUGUGUGUCACUGAAACACUUAUAAGCUUUCUCGAUCUGUCGAAAAAAGCUAACAUCAUCAUUCCUUUUCCUUAUCUAAUGGCUGAGGAAAAGAGUCUCGAAGAGGUACUCUCACUGCCAAUCCUACUUGCCGAUCGAGUGAGCAAGUCUGCUCGAGAAGCCGAGGCAUCAAAACUCGAGUGUCUCGACUUGGCAAAGCAAGUCGACCGGCUCUCCCAGAUGCUUCGAGCGGCAGUUCGACUCCCGUGGACAGCUUCGCAGUCUCAUCAAACUCUGUACGAGCAGCCCAUCCGUCGAAUCGUCGCCGACGUGGCGAAGAAUCUCGACCGAGCCCUAACCUUGGUUCGAAAAUGCAAGCACAGCGGCGUGCUUCGGCAGGUGUUCUCGAUCACCACCACGGCCGACUUCCGCAAGGUCUCGAACCUUCUCGAGUCUUCCAUUGGCGACAUGAAGUGGCUGCUCUCGAUCUACGAUUUCGAUAACGGGACCAACCUUUCUCUGCCUCCGAUAGCGAGCAACGACCCGAUUCUGUCGUGGGUUUGGGCCCACACCGCUAUGCUUCACAUGGGUCAGCCGAAGGAUCGAACCGACGCGGCUCUCGAGCUCGCUUCUCUGGCCAAAGACAACGAUCGGAACAAGAAGAUCAUCGUCGACGAAGGUGGGGUCCCGCCGCUUCUCAAGCUGCUCAACAACGCCAACAGCAACGAACCCAAUUCGGCGAUUUCAGUUGAAGCUCAAAUCGCGGCCGCCACUGCGCUUUUCAAUAUCGUCACGAACCGGGACCGUGUCCGAUACGUGGUGGACACGCAUGGGAUUCCGAUAAUUGUUCACGUUUUGACUGAGUCUACAAUCAAAGUUCAAAUCCCAGUUGCGAAUUUAGUAGCUCGAAUGGCUGGGCUCGACCCUUUGGCUCAAGAGGAGUUCGCUAGAGAAAACGUUACCAGACCUCUCGUGUCCUCGCUGGCAAUGGAUACGAUUCUCGACGACCCGAAUUUUCUCCAGUCGGGUAAGACUACAAUUCACUCUUUAGUUCAAUUAGCUGGGAAAACAACACAACCAUUGAAAAGCAAUCACACGGGGUCGUUUUCGUAUAAUUCAGAUGGAAGUGGUAGAAGUGGUAGUGGUAGCGGUGGUGGUAGUUCUACUACUAAUUCACAUUAUCAUUAUAAUAGUAGUAAUAUUAGAAAAGAGAGGGAUAAUGAGACACCUGAAGUCAAACAAAAAGUCAAAGUUAGUUGUGCUCAGGCUUUAUGGAAGUUAUCCAAAGGUAGUUUAGUGAAUAGUCGAAAGAUCACGGAGACAAAAGGGUUGUUGUGUUUGGCGAAAAUGAUUGAGUACGAGAAGGAUGAGUUGCAGUUGAAUUGUUUGAUGACAGUUAUGGAAAUAGCUGCUGUGGCAGAAAAUAAUACUGAUCUCAGGCGUACCGCGUUUAAGCCUAGUUCUCCGCCUGCUAAGGCAGUGUUGGAUCAACUUUUGAGAGUGAUUCAAGAUGGCGAUAGUUGGACAUUGCAAAUUCCGGCGAUCAAAGCUAUUGGGUGUUUGGCGAGGACUUUUCCGGCUAGGGAGACGAGGAUUAUUGGUCCUUUGGUUUUGCAGCUUGGGAAUAAGAAUGUGGAUGUGGCGACGGAGGCUGCUAUUGCAUUGAAGAAGUUUGUGUGUCCCGAGAAUUUUAAUUGCUUGGAGCAUUCCAAGGCGAUUUUGGAGUUCGAUGGGGUUCCACCGCUGAUGAAGCUUUUGAGGGCCAAUGAUUGGGCUCAAAUGCACUCGGUUGUGUUGUUGUGUUAUCUUGCAUUGAAUGUUGGUAAUAGUAAGGCUCUUGAACAAGCACGGGCAUUGAAUGCACUUGAAGGGGCUGCUCGUUCUGUCGUGGCUCAAAAUCCUGGUUUGAGGGACUUGAUUGUUAAAGCCAUGGAUCAUCUCACUCUUUAUCAGCCUGGAGUUCCUCAUCCCCAUAUGCAGCCUCAUCUACUUUAAAUGCGGCAGUUUUGGCUGCGAGAACAAUUAGUCCAUGUGUGUCUUAGAUUGUAAGUUGUAACAUAGAAAUGAUUGUUUUUUACAAUGUGAACACAUGAAAAACAAAAUUUGACUAUGUAAGAGGUGGUUGUUCACGAUAUGAAUAAUCAUCCCCAAGUAACUGUGCUUCAUAUGUGGAUGGAUGUUUUCUGAUGUACAUGUAAUUAGCUAUUGAAGGAAUUUAGCAAUUGAAUUCUUAAAGAA